Gambusia affinis (western mosquitofish) is the source of this 2244-nucleotide messenger RNA. It is a transcript of the gene slc26a11, whose product is annotated as solute carrier family 26 member 11. Gene Ontology annotation, cellular component: membrane. Gene Ontology annotation, molecular function: sulfate transmembrane transporter activity. NCBI's taxonomy places the organism in Eukaryota, Metazoa, Chordata, Actinopteri, Cyprinodontiformes, Poeciliidae. The coding region runs from base 179 to 1747 and encodes 522 amino acids. Gene Ontology annotation, biological process: transmembrane transport. The transcript has 12 exons. The record is from RefSeq and is a predicted model, not a curated record.
CUAAAGAGGACUGAAUACAAAAGCAUGCCAAACUUUUCUGAUUUUCAUUUGUAACAAAUUUUUAAGACCUGGUAUCCUUUUCAUUUAACUUUAUAAUUAACUUAUCCUACUACUGAGGGCAUUAGAGUUUUUGUGAGUUGAGAUGUUUUCGAGGAGAAAUGUUUACUAGUCACAACAAAUGUUGUGUUCUGGUCGUUUCUCACAGUACGGACUCUACUCUGCCUUCAUGGGCGGCUUCAUCUAUACGCUGCUGGGGACAUCUAAGGACGUGACACUGGGUCCGACAGCCAUCAUGUCCCUCCUGUGUUUCUCUGUGGUGGGCGGCCAGCCUCACCGGGCCGUCCUGCUCAGCCUCCUCUGUGGAGUCAUCCAGGCCGCCAUGGCGUUGCUCAGAUUGGGAUUCCUGCUGGAUUUCAUCUCUUACCCUGUAAUUAAAGGCUUCACCUGCGCUGCUGCAGUCACCAUCGGCUUCGGCCAGGUCAAAAAUAUUCUGGGAAUCCGGGACGUUCCCCACCAGUUCUUCCUGGAGGUUUACGACACCUUCCACAAGAUCCCAGAGGCCAGAGUGGGCGACGUGGUCCUGGGCCUGGUUUGUCUUGCUCUGCUGAUCACGCUGAUGUUCAUCAAGUCACAUCCGGGCUCCGACCAUGAAUCAUCAGUCUACUCCCAAUUCGCCAGGAAACUGGUGUGGGCUGUGGCCACCAUGCGUAAUGCACUGGUGGUCGUGGCUGCGACUCUGGUGGCGUUUUCCUGGGACGCUUUUGGACAUCAUGUGUUCACCAUCACUGGGCACACGACUCAGGGACUCCCACCGUUCAGCCCUCCGCCCACCUCGGACACCACGUCCAACGGCACCGUCGUCUCUUUCAGAGAGAUUAUAGAGGACUUUGGAGGAGGACUGGCUGUGAUCCCUCUCAUGGGUCUGUUGGAGAGCAUUGCUAUCGCCAAGGCGUUUGCCAGUCAGAACAACUACAGGAUCGAUGCCAACCAGGAGCUGCUGGCCAUAGGCAUGACCAACAUCAUGGGCUCCUUCGUGUCGGCGUACCCCAUCACCGGCAGCUUCGGACGGACAGCGGUGAACUCUCAGACGGGGGUUUGCACCCCAGCUGGAGGCAUCGUCACCAGUGUGAUCGUGCUGCUGUCGUUGGCCUUCCUCAUGCCGGCUUUCUACUACAUCCCUAAAGCUUCUCUAGCUGCCGUCAUCAUCUGCGCGGUGGCUCCUAUGGUCGAUUACCGUGUCGUAAUAAAGAUGUGGAAGAUACAUCGGCUGGACCUGCUUCCUUUCGGGGUGACCUUCCUGUUGAGCUUCUGGGAAGUGCAAUACGGCAUCAUCGGAGGUGUGGCCGUCUCCGGAGCCCUGCUGCUGUACGCCAUGGCCAGGCCCAAGAUGAAGGUGUCUGAUCACAGCGUGUUGGUGAUCGAGUUGAGCAGUGGGCUCAGUUUCCCUGCUGUGGAGCAUCUGAGCCACUUCAUACACACUCGGGCUCUGCAGACCUGCCCUCCGAGGUCUGUGGUGUUGGACUGCCAUCAUGUGAGCAUCAUAGAUUUCACAGUGACCAGCGAGCUGACGGACCUGCUGAGGCAGUUCAAACUGAGAAAGGUCAAGCUGGUGUUUUCCGGACUGCAGCCCGCCGUUCUGAAGGUUCUCCUCGCAGCUGAUCUGCAAGGCUUCAGAUACACCGACGGCGUGGAAGAGGCGCUGCAGGUGGAGUCAGCGAGCCUUUUAGACGACCAAAACCCGACCUGAUGGACCUCCGCCAGCAGAGGAGAUGUUUGAGUUUAGACAGACGCAGCUGAUCAUUUCUUAUGUGUGAUUUUUAAAACACACGUUACUGACAGUCGAAGGAACCUCCCAGAAACAUGCACUUAAGAUUUUAUCUGCUAAAUGUGUGCCAUCGCCUUUACCUAAAUUAACAUUCCAGUAUGUCUGAGGAGAAGUUUAACACCAUGUUGUUUUUGUGUUUUACGUUUUGUAUAAAUAUCUAUUAUAUUUUUUUCCUUUUCUUCCAUUGACCAAGUUAGAUUUUAAGAAUUAAAAAAGUGGAAAAAAAAUUACAAGUGAUGCUUCAAGAAAAAAUAUCAUUAAAUAAUGUGUUUUCUUAAUUUAUAAAGGAUUUUAGGAAAAGUAAAAUAUUUGUUUAUGUGGAUGGAGACGGUCUGUCAAAGUGAAAUAAUACAUAAAUGUCUGAUCGACAAUAUCUAUAUUUUUACUGGAACUUUUAUCAAAUAAACAUACAUUUUUUU